AUGAAUUACACUCCAGAUCCAUCUUUCACGUCACCAGAUCAAGUAUCUCGGAAAACGCUUCUCCGAGUAUUUCUUCCACUAUUAAUGGACCCUGAUCUGCAACCUAGCAAUACUCCUAAAAUAUAUCCAAGUAUGCUAACGACUACUGCACCAACAACUACAACCAAAACAGUCGAUAGUACGACGAUGACAUCAUCAGCCUUGCCAAUAACUACUGAACAAACUACUCCAGCUACUAGCCGAACUAUUCAAACUACUAGCCAAACUAUU
This is a messenger RNA of Auanema sp. JU1783, 270 nucleotides long. NCBI's taxonomy places the organism in Eukaryota, Metazoa, Nematoda, Chromadorea, Rhabditida, Rhabditidae. The record is from the annotation of a GenBank genome assembly.